GGAAUCCACAACGCCCAACGACGCCUACUUGGAGUGGAUCCCUUUCGAGAACUUUGACGCCGCCGAUUCAGAAACCGGCAGAUACUUUUUAUACGGUGCAGAGGCGUCCCCGUGAGAAAACUUGUCGUUCUCAGAGAAACCAAGUAUAUAAUCAUCGACGUUUCGCGGAGGAAAAUGGGUCGGGCGACAAUAUAUUGUUAAUAGAGUAG
Molecule: messenger RNA, 209 nt
Organism: Paraglomus occultum
Lineage: Eukaryota; Fungi; Glomeromycota; Glomeromycetes; Paraglomerales; Paraglomeraceae
Source: the annotation of a GenBank genome assembly